Eubalaena glacialis (North Atlantic right whale) is the source of this 8427-nucleotide messenger RNA. RefSeq names its product mucin 4, cell surface associated (gene MUC4). Gene Ontology annotation, biological process: cell-matrix adhesion. The record is from RefSeq and is a predicted model, not a curated record. NCBI's taxonomy places the organism in Eukaryota, Metazoa, Chordata, Mammalia, Artiodactyla, Balaenidae.
AUGUUGACAACACCAACCUCGAGAGACAGAAAUUUCUCCCCAUCUAGUGGAAGCAACACAUCUCCUACAACUUCAGAGAUGAUGACAUCACCAGCUUCAACAGACACCAGUGUACAAAGCACAAGGCAAACAUCACCAGCUGUAACAAGAAAUAUCACUCCAGUGACCUCAACAGUCUCAAUGACAACUGGACUAGAGGAACAAUCAACCUUACCCUCUUCCACCACUUCUACUGAGGAAACAUCAGCAUCUUCUCAGGACCACCAGACUCACAGCAUGGAAACCACCAAAGAAACUCAAAGCACCACCAUCACAGAUGUGACCACAUCAACUCCCUCAUCAUCCCCAAGUGGACACACUCUUACAGAAGGCACUCCCCAGGAGACAUCCUCUUCAGGUGAAACAACCACUUCAUCCCCAGCCAGUGUGAGCCACACACCUGCGACAACAUCAGAAAUGUUGACAACACCAACCUCGAGAGACAGAAAUUUCUCCCCAUCUAGUGGAAGCAACACAUCUCCUACAACUUCAGAGAUGAUGACAUCACCAGUUUCAACAGACACCCCUGUACAAAACACAAUGGACACAUCACCAACUGUAACUAGAAGUAUCACUCCAGUGACCUCAACAGUCUCAAUGACAACUGGACUAGAGGAACAAUCAACCUUACUCUCUUCCACCAUUUCUACUGAGGAAACAUUAGCAUCUUCUCAGGACCACCAGACUCACAGCAUGGAAACCACCAAAGAAACUCAAAGCACCACCAUCACAGAUGUGACCACAUCAACUCCCUCAUCAUCCCCAAGUGGACACAUUGUUACAGAAGGCACUCCCCGGGAGACAUCCUCUUCAGGUGAAACACCCACUUCAUCCCCAGCCAGUGUGAGCCGCACACCUGCAACAACAUCAGAAAUGUUGACAACACCAACCUCAACAGACAGAAAUUUGUCCCCAUCUAGUGGAAGCAACACAUCUCCUACAACAUCAGAGAUGAUGACAACACCAGCUUCAACAGACACCAGUGUACAAAGCACAAGGCAAACAUCACCAGCUGUAACAAGAAAUAUCACUCCAGUAGCCUCGAUAGUCUCAAUGACAACUGGACUAGAGGAACAAUCAACCUUACCCUCUUCCACCACUUCUACUGAGGAAACAUCAGCAUCUUCUCAGGACCACCAGACUCACAGCAUGGAAACCACCAAAGAAACUCAAAGCACCACCAUCACAGAUGUGACCACAUCAACUCCCUCAUCAUCCCCAAGUGGACACACUCUUACAGAAGGCACUCCCCAGGAGACAUCCUCUUCAGGUGAAACAACCACUUCAUCCCCAGCCAGUGUGAGCCACACACCUGCGACAACAUCAGAAAUGUUGACAACACCAACCUCGAGAGACAGAAAUUUCUCCCCAUCUAGUGGAAGCAACACAUCUCCUACAACUUCAGAGAUGAUGACAUCACCAGCUUCAACAGACACCCCUGUACAAAACACAAUGGACACAUCACCAACUGUAACGAGAAAUAUCACUCCGGUGACCUCAACAGUCUCAAUGACAACUGGACUAGAGGAACAAUCAACCUUACUCUCUUCCACCAUUUCUACUGAGGAAACAUCAGCAUCUUCUCAGGACCACCAGACUCACAGCAUGGAAACCACCAAAGAAACUCAAAGCACCACCAUCACAGAUGUGACCACAUCAACUCCCUCAUCAUCCCCAAGUGGACACAUUGUUACAGAAGGCACUCCCCGGGAGACAUCCUCUUCAGGUGAAACACCCACUUCAUCCCCAGCCAGUGUGAGCUGCACACCUGCAACAACAUCAGAAAUGUUGACAACACCAACCUCAACAGACAGAAAUUUGUCCCCAUCUAGUGGAAGCAACACAUCUCCUACAACAUCAGAGAUGAUGACAACACCAGCUUCAACAGACACCAGUGUACAAAGCACAAGGCAAACAUCACCAGCUGUAACAAGAAAUAUCACUCCAGUAGCCUUGAUAGUCUCAAUGACAACUGGACUAGAGGAACAAUCAACCUUACCCUCCUCCACCACUUCUACUGAGGAAACAUCAACAUCUUCUCAGGACCACCAGACUCACAGCAUGGAAACCACCAGAGAAACUCAAAGCACCACCAUCACAGAUGUGACCACAUCAACACCCUCAUCAUCCCCAAAUGGACACACUCUUACAGAAGGCACUCCCCAGAAGACAUCCUCUUCAGGUGAAACAACCACUUCAUCCCCAGCCAAUGUGAGCCACACACCUGCGACAACAUCAGAAAUGUUGACAACACCAACCUCGAGAGACAGAAAUUUCUCCCCAUCUAGUGGAAGCAACACAUCUCCUACAACUUCAGAGAUGAUGACAUCACCAGCUUCAACAGACACCCCUGUACAAAACACAAUGGACACAUCACCAACUGUAACGAGAAAUAUCACUCCGGUGACCUCAACAGUCUCAAUGACAACUGGACUAGAGGAACAAUCAACCUUACUCUCUUCCACCACUUCUACUGAGGAAACAUCAGCAUCUUCUCAGGACCACCAGACUCACAGCAUGGAAACCACCAGAAAAACUCAAAGCACCACCAUCACAGAUGUGACCACAUCACAUCCCUCAUCAUCCCCACGUGGACACACUCUUACAGAAGGCACUCCCCAGAAGACAUCCUCUUCAGGUGAAACAACCACUUCAUCCCCAGCCAGUGUGAGCCACACACCUGCGACAACAUCAGAAAUGUUGACAGCACCAACCUCAACAGACAGCACUGUAGGAAACACAGGGAGCAUAUCACUUUCUGUAACUAGAAAUUUUGCUCUAGUCACUUCAGCAGUCUCAAUGACAACUGAAAUAGAGGGGCUAUCAACAUUGCCCUCUUCCAGCAUCUCUCCUCAGGAAACAUCAGCAUCUUCUCAGAACCACCAGACUCAGAGCACGGAGACCACCAGAGAAUCCCAAACGAGGACCAUCACAGCAAUGAUCACAUUAAGUCCUUUAUCUUCUCCAAGUCGACACACUCCUAUGGAAGUCAUUUCUCAGGAGACGUUCACUUCUGGUAAAACAAGCACCUCAUCUCCUUCCAGUUCCAGCAUUAUAUCUCUCAGAGCAACAGAAUUUUUGACAGCACCAACCUCAACAGACACCACUGUAAGAAGCACAAUAGACACAUCACCUUCUGUAACUAGCAAUUUUCCUCCAUUCACUUCUAAAGUUUCUACAACAUGGCAGUCAGUAGUACAAUCAACUCCACUCUCUACCAGUUCUUCAACUCCAGAAACAUCUACGGUUUUUCACACCCACCAGAGCAAAGGCACAGAGACCACGGGGUGGCCGUAUACCAGAAGCGCAAUCUCUACAGGUAUUUCUCAUGAAACAAUUACUCCAGGUAAAACAACAACAGUCACUUCCUCAUCCUUCAGUGACAGCCACACAGCUCAGUCACAAAAAGAACCGUUGUCAACACCAGUAGCUGCCACUACAUUAAUCGCAGAAAGAACAUAUACUUCCCCAGCUAGUACUUCUUGGGUUUCAUCUAAGGUCUCAACAAUAGGCGAACAGAAAGAGCCUACCACACACCGCUAUCUGAGCACAUCUGCUCAGCAAACAACAGCGGCGUUCUCCCAGCCUCAUUGGACACAAGGGACAGAGACCACCGGAGGUACUCAUGUCAGCAGCACAAGCUCCAAUAUGACUCAAACCACUGAAAUAGUCACAUCCACAUCUCUUUCAUCCAUACUAAGUGGACACACAUCUCAACAAACUGUAACAGCAGGCCCAACAAGGCAGUCAACACCACUCUCUGCCAGCAUCUCUCCUCAAGAAUCAUCAGCUAUUUCCCAAAUAGGUCCCACUCAAGGCACACAGACUGCACAAGAAUCCCAAACCGUGAGUUUAUUCUCCCCCGUGAUGAACACAAUCAAAACAGUCACAUCUGCAACUUCUUCAUUCGAACCAAGUGGACACUCGCUCUCAGAAAGUGUGCCUCAGGAUACGUCCACCACAGGUGAAGUGACAACCUUCAUCCCAGCACCCUCCAGGGAGAACCACACAACUCAGGCCACUACCACUACCACAGGACUGUGGACAGCACCAACCUACCCCGACACCACGCUGGGAACUUCAGGUGGCACAUCAUUUUCCAUAACAAGCACCAUUCCUCAGGCCACCUCUGUCGUCUCAACCUCGGGAGGCCAAGGAGGACAAUCAACAUCCCCUGCUACCAGCGUCUCACUUGACACAACAUCAGUCAUUUCCCAAACCCAUCAGACUCAAGGCACAGCGACCACUGGAGAACCACAAACCAGUACGUUGGCCUCCUUGGUGACAGACACCACCUUGGGGGGCACAGCUCCUGCUUUGUCAUCCACAGCAAGCAGCCAAAUAACUUCAGGAAGUGCUCCCCCAGAAACAUCUACCUCAGGUAAGAUCAAGAGUCUCUCACCAACUUCCUCCAGGGAAAGCCACCCAACUCUGUCAAUGACCAAACUGUCCACUGCAACCAGUCCUGACACUACUCCAGGAACCACAGGACUGGGGUCCGUUAUUGUCUCCAGCACCAUUUCAACCAUCAUCUCUGAGGUCUCAACAACAGGGAGACCUACAGGACAGUCAAGCCCAGCUUCUCCCAGCACCUCUCCUCAGGAAACCUCAGCCAUUUCCCAGAUGGCUCAGACUCAAAGUACAGGAACCACCAAAGGAUCUGAAACUGUCAGUUCAGUCUCCCAGGUGACUGAAACCUUCUCAGCAGUCACAUCUCCACCUCCUUCAUCCACAUCAAAUGUACACACAUCUCCACAAACUGUUACCCAUACACUGUCACCUUCAGGCACCAUCACCUGGAGCUCCACCACCCUAUUCACAGGUCACCCCACUCAUUUGUCUGUUACCAGCACUUCUCCACCAUCCACAGCAUCCUUAAGCUCCUCCGUGAAGACUGAGACAUCAGGAACAAUCGUAACCUCACAGAAGACAGACAGUGGGAGAAGCGCAGCAACAUCUCUACCCUUAACAACCUCCCAGACCCUUACCAUGUCCACUGCUGGCACUUCCAGAGGCACCCACUCAACAGCUGCCCCAGUCCCUAUCAAGCCCGAGAAAGGCGUUUCCCUCUUCCCCUACGGGCUGCGUGCCAGAGACCAGGAGUUUGUCAAGAGGACUGUGGACUUCACCUCGCCACUCUUCAAACCCCAGAUUGGCUUCCCCCUCGGCUCCUCUCUCCGGGAUUCCCUCUACUUCACAGAUAAUGGCCAAAUCAUUUUUCCGGAGUCAGAGUACCAGAUUUUCUCCUACCCCAACCCUCCCCUUAGAGGCUUUACAGCCUGGGAUCCUGUGGCCCUGGUGGCUCCAUUCUGGGACGAUGCUGAUUUCUCCAACAGCCGGGGAACCAUAUUUUACCAGGAAUACGAGACUCUCUAUGAUGAAUACAACCUGCUAGUGAGGGAGGUGGAGUCUUGGAUUAAAAUGUUAACAAACACCCAGAACUACAAAGCCAGGUGGACGCUAAAGGUCACGUGGGUCCAUGCCCCCGCCUAUCCUGCCUGGGGGACCAUCGGGACCAGCACCUACCAGGCCAUCCUUUCCACAGACGGGAGCAGGUCCUACGCCUUGUUUCUCUACCAAAGCGGCGGUAUGCAGUGGGAUGUGACCCGGCGCCCAGGCAACCCCGUCCUGAUGGGCUUCUCCAGUGGAGAUGGGUAUUUCAAAAACAGCCCGUUGACAUUCCAGCCAGUGUGGGAGAAGUAUCGUCCAGACCAAUUCCUGGAUUCCAACUCAGGCCUCCGAGGGCUGCAAAUCUACAAGCUACACAAAGAAGAAAAGCCCAACUACCGUCUCCAGUGCCUGCAGUGGUUGAAGAGACAGUCUCAGUGGCCCAGCUGGGGCUGGAACCAGAUCUCCUGCCCGUGUUCCUGGAGGCAGGGACUAUGGGACUUGAGAUUCCAGCCCAUCAACAUAGCCUGGUCGGGCCUUGGCAGCAGGCAGCUGUGCAGCUUCUCCUCCUGGCGAGGGGGCGUGUGCUGCAGCUACGGACCCUGGGGAGAGCUUCUCCAAGGCUGGAGAGUGCAGAGUCCUUGGCAGUUCGACCAAGAACUGGAGCCGCAGAACUGGUGUUGCCAUUUCAAUGACAAGCCCUCCUUCUGCGCCCUGUACCAGCUCAGCAGGCCCCGCGUCAGCUGCGCUGGGUACCAGCCCCCGAGGCCAGCCUGGAUGUUUGGGGACCCCCACAUCACCACCUUGGAUGGUACCAAUUACACCUUCAAUGGGCUGGGAGACUUCCUGCUGGUCCGGACCCGGGAUGGAAACUCCUCCUUCCUGCUGCAGGGCCGCACUGCCCAGACCGGCUCGGCCCAGGCCACCAACUUCAUUGCCUUCGCCGCUGAAUACAACUCCAGCAGCCUGGACCCCAUCACGGUUCAAUGGCUCCUUAAGCCCAGUGACACAAUCCACGUUCGGCUCAACAACCAGACUGUAACAUUUGAGACUAACCGUGAAGAUGCAAAAGGCCAGGAGAUGUUCAACACCUCUGGAGUUGUAAUGACCCGCAAUGGCUCCAUGGUAUCAGUCAACUUUGAUGGGGCAGUGACCAUCUCAGUGAUCGCUCUUUCCAACAUCCUCCAUGCCUCCUGCAGCCUCCCGGAGGAGUAUCAGAACCGCACAGAGGGCCUCAUGGGCUUCUGGAACGGCAACCCAGAUGACGACUUCAGGAUGCCCAAUGGCUCCACCCUUCCCCCAGGGAGCUCCGAGGAGAUGCUUUUUCACUAUGGAAUGGCCUGGCAAAUCAACGGAACAAGCCUUUUUGGCAAGAGGGACGACCAUUUGCCUUCCAACUUCACCCCUGUCUUCUUUUCACAACUGUCGGGAAACAAAUCUUUGAAUGAAAAUUUGACCUCCAAGUGUAAUGGAGAUAAACAAUGCAUCUACGAUGCCCUGGCCACAGGAAACAAAAGCCUUGGACUAUACACUGGGAUGCUCUUUAGAAGAUACCAGCAGAUGAACACCACCCUGAAUCAGUACCCCCCCUCUAUUGAGGGUCCUGAUGUGAUGGAAGCCUACAUGGGACAGGCCAAGCUGGUUAAUUGCACCAGCAACACUAAGGACGUCACAUUCACUCUCAGAAACAACUACACUGACUUCAAGCUCUUUGAGAAUGGGACAUUGCUAUGGACACCAAAGUUGCUGGAACCAUUUACUCUGGAGAUUCUAGCAAGAAGUGCCAAGGACAACUUGUCAUCUGUACUCAAGCCAAGGACGGUGGUCUGUGCGUGCAAGGCAGAGAGCCAGUGUUUAUACAACCAGACCAGCCGGGUGGGUGAUUCCUCCCUGGAGGUGGCCGACUGCAGGUGUGACGGGAACACCUUAGGCCGCUACUGCAACCGCUCCAAGGACCCCUGUGACGAGCAGUGCUUCCCGAAUGUGAAGUGCAUUUCCGGGAAGGGCUGCGAGGCCUGCCCACCGAACCUGACUGGGGAUGGACGUCACUGUGCACCUCUGGAGAACCCUUUCCUCUGUCAGAACAAGUCCUGCCCUGAGAAUUACUGCUACAACAACGGCCACUGCUACAUCUCCCAGGCUCUGGCCUGCCAGCCCGCCUGCACCUGCCCCCCAGCCUUCACCGACACCCGCUGCUUCCUGGCUGGGAACAAUUUCUCUCCAACCGUCCGUCUAGAGCUUCCCUUAAGGAUCAUCCAUCUCUCGCUCAUUGAAGACGAAGGUGCCUCCCAAGCAGAUGUCAAUGCCUCGGUGGCCUAUAGACUGAGGAACCUGGAUGUGCGGGCCUUUCUCUGGAACAGACAAGUGGAUCGAAUUGAGCCCCCAAUAGCACUGGCCUCAGGAAGCUCCCUUCACCGCUGGAACAUCAUCUCGGAGUUCCAGUACCGCCCUGGGGGCCCUGUCAUCGACUUCCUGAAUACCCAGCUGCUAGACGCAGUGGUGGAGGCGUUCUUAACUCCAUGGAGGAGGUGGAAGAGAAGUGCGGGGCCCAGGAACAACGUGACCUUCCACCCCAUCUGCAGGAGGGACGUGUACAGUAUGAUGGCUCUGAAUGUGAGCACGCUGGAAACUUACUUCCAAUGCAGCGGAUACAAGGGCUACCACCUGGUCUUCCGCCCCCAGAGCGGCUUCACCUGCGUGUCCCCCUGCAGUGAGGGCUACUGUGAGCACGGAGGCCAGUGCCAGCACCUGCCCGAUGGGCCCCGCUGCAGCUGUGAGCCCUUCUCCAUCUACACGCCCUGGGGCGAGCGCUGUGAGCACCUGAGUUUGAAACUCGGCGCCUUCUUCGGGAUCCUUUUCGGGGCCCUGGGCGCCCUCCUGCUGCUGGGGGUCGUGUUGUUCGUGCUCCUGCGCUUCUGGGGCUACUCCGGGACCCGUUUCUCCUACCCGCUGGGCUCCUAAGCUGAGGCCUUGCCCCGAACGGGCUGCUGUGGCCUAUGA